Molecule: messenger RNA, 1152 nt
Organism: Clunio marinus
Lineage: Eukaryota; Metazoa; Arthropoda; Insecta; Diptera; Chironomidae
Source: the annotation of a GenBank genome assembly
AUGAUUCUACGUGAAUGUUCAUAUAAUCAAUGGAAAGGAGAUUCAACAUUUGAUAGAGUAUAUUACACUUAUUGGAUAAAGCAAAAUGUAGUAAUAAAUGAUCGCGACGCUGAAAUCGAAUUUGGUCAAUCUGAAGAAGGAAAUCAAAAAGUUCAAGCAGUAACAUUUCACAAUGGUUUAAUUAAAUACAUUCCACAAGCAAUUGGCAAAGAAUUUCAAAAUCUAGCUGCACUAGAAAUAGCUGAAUGUGGUUUAACUGAAAUCAACAAAGAUGAUUUAAAGCCGAUGCCGAACUUAAAAGAUUUGUGGUUGUGGGAAAAUAAGUUAAAGUCGCUUCCUCAAGACCUGUUUACUUAUACAACUCGAUUGGAAAUCAUUUCCUUCAAACAUAACGAUAUUGUACUCAUCGGAAAACAUUUAUUGAAGCCAUUGGAUAAAUUAAUUUUCGCAGAUUUUAGAGGUAACGUGAACAUUGAUCGAAAAUAUGAAAUCGAAUCAAAUGGAACUUUGGAGCUUUUGAAACAAGAUAUAGAAAAUGUGUGUCAACCAGAAACAAUGGAAUACUCCGCAGUGUCAUCUUAUGUCAGAGAAUUAUGGGAAAGCAAACGUUUUUCUGAUUUCACAAUUAAAGUUGGAAACAAAUCAUUCAAAGUUCAUAAGAAUAUCUUGGGAGUCAACAGUUGUGUAUUUAGCGCAAUGUUUGCUCAUGAGAAUGUAAAUGAGAAUAUUACAAAUGAAAUGGAAGUGAAUGAUUUAUCUCCAGAAACAUUUGAAGAGUUUCUUGACUUCAUUUAUAAUCGAAACAUUCCGGAACGAGCUACUAACGCAAUGGAUCUUUAUGCAGCUGCCGUUAAAUAUCAAGUUGAAGAUUUGAAGAAAAUAUCUGAAGAGUUUGUUCUUGACAUGCUUGAUGAAAAGAAUUCUUGGUCAGUGUUGAUGCUCGCAAAUCUUUACGAUAAUGAAUUUAUGAAAGUUCUCGCAUUCAAAGAAGUCUGCAAACUUUUCCCCGAUCAUCAAAUCUCCGAUUCCUUAAUAAGUCACCCAGAAAAAGUCAAAUUGCUCAUUGAUGCGAAGAAUAAAAUGGAAUGGAAAAUUGCCGCCGUCAGAUUAGAAAUGAAAAAGCUUUUGAAUGAAAUAAAUUCUGAUAAUUAA